Molecule: messenger RNA, 1187 nt
Organism: Ictalurus furcatus (blue catfish)
Lineage: Eukaryota; Metazoa; Chordata; Actinopteri; Siluriformes; Ictaluridae
Gene: ciao1
Product: cytosolic iron-sulfur assembly component 1
Exons: 7
Coding region: 187-1182 (331 amino acids)
Biological process (GO): iron-sulfur cluster assembly
Cellular component (GO): cytosolic [4Fe-4S] assembly targeting complex
Molecular function (GO): protein binding
Source: RefSeq, a predicted model, not a curated record
CAGGAAGCAUCGAAGAAGCAACGAGCAGGAAGCCGGAAGUAUCUGAUAAACAACUGUUAUAAGUGGCAAACAGUGAAGUUUUAUUAUUGUUAUUGUUAGAAUUAUUAACAUUAACAAGUUACUGAAAUCGUCUCCUACUUCGUGUGCGGUUUUUUUUCCCCCCACCCGUGUUAGCACAGUGAUCAAAUGAAGGCUAUGUUGCAGCUUGUGCACAGACUGAGCGCUCACCCGGACUCACGGUGCUGGUAUGUGUCGUGGAGCCCCACAGGAGCACUGCUGGCUUCCUGCGGAGGAGACCGAUCUAUACGGAUAUGGGGCAAAGAAGGAGACAUUUGGCAGUGUAAGAGUGUGUUAUCAGAUGGACACCAGAGAACUGUCAGGAAGGUCUCCUGGUCGCCCUGUGGGAAUUAUCUUGCAUCUGCCAGCUUUGAUGCCACCACAUGUAUCUGGAAAAAAAAGGAUGACGAAUUUCAGUGCCUUACGGUGUUAGAGGGACACGAAAAUGAGGUGAAGUGUGUCGCGUGGGCCCCAUCUGGUAACUUACUAGCCACCUGCAGCAGAGACAAGAGCGUUUGGAUAUGGGAAGUGGACGAGGAGGAUGAGUAUGAGUGUGUGAGUGUCGUAAAUUCUCACACACAGGAUGUGAAACAUGUAGUUUGGCAUCCCACACAAGAGCUACUCGCUUCAGCCAGUUAUGACAACAAAGUGUGUAUUUAUAAAGAAGAGGAUGAUGACUGGGAAUGCCGGGCAACCUUAGAGGGACAUACAUCAACAGUGUGGAGUCUUUCCUUUGACCCUGAGGGACAGCGACUGGCUUCCUGUAGUGAUGACCGCACUGUAAAAAUAUGGAAGGAUUGUGGGGCAGGUGAUGAAUCCGUCGAUGGUUCAUGGAAGUGUAUUUGCACCUUGUCUGGCUUUCACAGCCGUACAGUAUAUGAUGUCGCAUGGUGUCGUCUGACUGGUGCACUGGCUACAGCUUGUGGAGAUGAUGGAGUUCGUGUUUUUAAGGAGGAAGCAGCCUCUGAUCCUGAGCAGCCUGUGUUUUAUGUAUCUGCUCAUAUGCCCAAAGCCCAUAGCCAAGAUGUUAACUGUGUGGCCUGGAAUCCAAAGGAAGCAGGUUUGCUGGCCACAUGCAGUGACAAUGGAGAAAUUGCUAUUUGGAACUACCAUUCAGAUGCUUAACAUGA